This is a messenger RNA of Betta splendens (Siamese fighting fish), 4705 nucleotides long. RefSeq names its product zinc finger Y-chromosomal protein 1. Gene Ontology annotation, cellular component: nucleus. The record is from RefSeq and is a predicted model, not a curated record. Gene Ontology annotation, biological process: regulation of transcription by RNA polymerase II. The coding region runs from base 1009 to 3249 and encodes 746 amino acids. The transcript has 8 exons. NCBI's taxonomy places the organism in Eukaryota, Metazoa, Chordata, Actinopteri, Anabantiformes, Osphronemidae. Gene Ontology annotation, molecular function: RNA polymerase II cis-regulatory region sequence-specific DNA binding; metal ion binding; DNA-binding transcription activator activity, RNA polymerase II-specific.
AGAAAUCUAUAAUUAAUGCCCAAUACCUCAGGCCAAGUUUUAUGUGGAUGUUGAGAUAUUAAAAGGAAAACACUGACAAACUUAAGGAGGAGUCAAGUCAACUGACUUUUACAAUCAUAGUUGUAGUACGCAGAUAUAUUAGACAUAAACAGCUCAUUUACAUGUAUAUGAAUUCCCCAAAACUGCUUUGUGAUGACAUUGCUUUUGUUUUUGAAUCAGGCCUAGAGUGUUACUUAUAUAUUAUACGUUACAAUACAAUUUCCAGACAUCAUAACUACAAAUUAGGACUUGUGGCUUGAAGUGUUUGCAAAAUUAAACUAUGAGCCGAAUAACAACAGUGAUUUUUUGGUGUGUAGUUACUUUCUCUACUUUGUUCUUCUUUUAUUGUGCGGCCAAGAACUCUUUUACACUUUUCGCACGUCUCACUCCCAAACUAACGGGAACGGCGCCUUUUGUUGGUGCCGUGUAGAAACUUUGAGGAUGAAACUGAAAGCGCGCUGAGCCGUUUUCGUUCAAACCUCGGACGCUCGCCUUCUUCGGUUCACCACCUGGUAUCGACCGCGCCGCCGCCGCCGCAGAGCCGGCCCGUUGUUAACACGCUAACUAAUGGGACUUAACGCCGCGGCGCUCGUUUCGGCCGCCGCUCCGCGGAUGAUGGCCUGUUUGGUGCCCGCCGGAGAGAUUUCCACCGCGACCCUUCCGCAUUUUCCUGCCGCUCUCGGGCUGUGACGUGUCGUGCUGACGGCGGCCUCGGAGCUGGAGGAGCGGGGGGCUGUAGCUUGACAAGAUCUGGCUCCAGACGUCCUGUCUCGCUUGCAGCGGACUUCCAGAAUCAACCCCUAACCCCUCCUUCUCUGCUCCUCUCCGGCCCGCCCAAAUAACACUAAAUUCCCGAUUGAAUCCAGCCCGAGUCUGGGGGAACCAGGCGGCCUGGGAAGCCGAGGCGCGGACGGAGGCCAUCCCUGCAGCUCGAAUCUGCUUUCCAAAAACAAAUGCAGUGCGAGGACAAUGGAUGAGGAUGUCACCAGGCUUGCAAUACAUUCAGAAGAGCCUAAAAUAAUACUACACGGAUCGGAUGAGGGUGGUGCUGGUGGGCAGGAGUUUGUUGUGGAGCUUCAAGAGACUGUGUUGGUGUCAGAAGGCGAGGGGGAAGGAAUGGCGGUUCACAGGUUUGCGCCAGACGAGCUAGUCAUCCAGGAUGCCGUUGAGGAUGUGGUUUCGGAGUAUGUACACUGCGAUGAGGACGAAGAUGUUGCUGUAGAAACCUGUGUGAUGGCUCUGGAGGGCGAGGAGGAAGGCGUUGCCAUGGGAGACAUCCCUGAAGAUGGGCUGGACUCAGAGCAACAAGAGGAUGACCAAGAUGGCUGUGGAGAUUACCUAAUGAUAUCCUUGGAUGAAGCAGGUAAAAUGGUAUCUGAGGAUGGCACUGAGGUAACUGUAGAGGGGGCUGUUGAAGACCAAGAAGUGGAGAAGGAUGAGGAUGGGCAGGAAGUGAUAAAGGUCUACAUCUUUAAAGCUGAUUCUGGAGAGGAUGACAUGGGAGAAUCAGUUGACAUUAGUGAUGGAGACGCGGAGAGCGUGGCGUUAACCGAGUCUUCAGGCCAAACGCUCAGAGAGAAGAUGGUCUACAUGUCUGUUGGCGAUUCCCAUCACAACCAAGGAAACCAUGGUGGGUCCAAGGUGACAGAUGAGGUAUAUAUGGAGGUGGUGGUAGGAGGUGAAGAACCAGUAACUCACGACCGCUCGUAUGACAGCGUGUCUCUAAGCAAGGACUUCAUGCCAGUGGCCUGGGCAGCUGCUUAUGGCGCAGAGGACAGCGAGAGUUGUGAAAACCGUAACGGUGCAGCCAGCGCACUGCUGCACAUUGACGAAUCGGACGGUGUCGAUGAAAUCAAUAGACAGCGCGCCAAAAGCAGACGACGGUCAGAGCCUCGACAGGUCCAGACAGCCAUCAUCAUCGGUCCAUAUGGUCAGCCUCUGACCGUUUACCCCUGCAUGCUCUGUGGUAAAAAGUUCAAGUCGCGAGGCUUCCUGAAACGUCACACUAAGAACCAUCACCAGGAUAUUCUGACUAGGAAAAAGUACCAAUGUACAGAUUGCGACUUCACCACCAACAAGAAGGCCAGCCUCCACAACCACAUGGAGGUGCAUGCUUUGAGCAGCAAGGCUCCCUUUGAGUGUGAAAUGUGUGGCAAGGAGUUCCACCAGCAGUCGGCGCUGUUCUCCCACAGACUGCAGCAUCAGCACCGAGAGCCUAAGACCCAGCCGCCUCAGACGCCCACUAAGAUGCAUAAAUGCAAGUUCUGUGACUAUGAAACGGCUGAGCAAGGGCUGCUCAAUCGACACCUGUUGGCUGUUCACAGUAAGAGCUUCCCCCACAUCUGUGUGGAGUGUGGAAAAGGUUUUCGACAUCCUUCGGAGCUGAAGAAACACAUGCGCACGCACACUGGCGAGAAGCCGUACUCCUGUCUGUACUGCGACUACAAGUCGGCCGACUCCUCCAACCUCAAGACGCACAUCAAGACUAAACAUAGCAAAGAGAUGCCAUACAAAUGCGAGCGCUGUUUCCAGACCUUUGCAGAGGAGGAGGAGUUAAUACAGCACGGAUUAACACACGAGGAGAAUAAGACCCACCAUUGUGCCCACUGUGAUCACAAAAGUUCCAACUCCAGUGACCUGAAACGCCAUAUUAUAUCUGUUCACACCAAGGACUAUCCACACAAAUGUGCUGUCUGUGGGAAAGGCUUCCAUCGGCCCUCGGAACUGAAGAAGCACUCUGUAGCGCACCGCACCAAGAAACUCCACCAGUGCCGACACUGCAACUUUAAAAUUGCAGACCCCUUUGUUCUCAGUCGACACAUCUUGUCUGUCCACACGAAGGAGCAACAGGCUUCUCCUGAAAAGAGCGAGCCUAAGAGGACAGAGACACACACGUCUGUGGCGACACCUAAAAAGUCUGCAGCUAGUGGCUCCAGCAGCUCGGCUCCACCUGCCAGAGUCAGCGCAGCCAGCCUGGCCAGCAGCGUCACCGUAGUUAUUGGCAAAGGACAAAAGGAGAGGAGAAUUUACCAGUGCCAGUACUGUGACUACAGCACCGGAGACGCUUCCGGUUUCAAGCGGCACGUCAUUUCCAUUCACACAAAAGACUACCCGCACCGCUGCGAGAUCUGCUCUAAAGGCUUCCGACGACCGUCUGAGAAGAACCAGCAUAUCAUGCGUCACCACAAGGAUGUAGUGCAGACAGAGUGACUCUAAGCGAGCCAAAUACUGUGCCACAACAAGAACAAUGCUCAAACAACAUCACACCCCAAUCACUGCACUCUCAGCACAACCACUCGCAAUGAAACGGUGUGUCUGUGUGCUGCACUUAGCCCAUUCAUUUGUUUUGUUUUUGCUCUUGUUUUUAGUCCUCGGCCGACGGUUUGUUUGGUAAUGUAUAGACAUGUACAUAACAUUAAUGCUCCGUCAGAACUAGCAACAGGACUCCUACGUAGACUUGCACUUUUAACUGCAUGUCCCUUACUGGCAACCGUGUGCAUGUCAGAUUGUGCAGACGUUUGUUUGUAGAUACACACUUUUAAUUUUGCAGGCAGUGACGAGUUUUCAAUCAAAAUGGUCCUAAUUAUAUCUCAAAACUAAAGUGUAAUCUGCAGAAGGUUUGCAUAAUUUUGCUAAAAUGUACUGAACACAACAGUAUGAAUUAGAAAUCUCGUCCCAAUAGCACUUGCAUCCAUCUCGGCAAAGAUGAAGAUUGAUAAAUACAGUAAUCAAGUAUGUGUAUAAUGAGCGUGUGGGUGAUAUUCUUUAAUUUUAAGCAUCUUUGGUGCUUCCUGAUGCUCUUUCCCCACAUCUCAAACAUCAUGUUUGCCAGCAGAAACACAAAGCUGGUGGUGUACAGCACAUGGAAUCCUUCUUAAAAGGUUUCAUACAUUGAGUUGACAUAGAUACACAAUACACAGUGAAGUUGUGGUUGUGUCAAAGUAAAAACAUACUUGCACACAUCCAUUACACUGAUCACCACAUACUAUUCUCAUAUUUCUGUCUCAAGAAAAUGAUGAUGAUGCCUUGACUGACAGUAUUUCUAAUCCAAUAAUGCUACUUGGGGAGUGAAAGUUCAUGAAUAUCCAGUUUUUUGUGGCAAUGAUUUAAACAUUAUUACUGUUGAUUAGCAGAGCGUACAAAUUACUUUAUGAACAAACUCUUUGUCAUAUAAACUGAUAUGUUAAAUCACACAAAAUUAUCUACAAGCAUCAGCAGGAUCCUGGUAUUUGGCUGCGUAAAAAAAGGCAGUGUCCCAUUAAAAGCGGCCUAGAAUCGUACAGUGUAUAUAUCUGGUGCUUCUGUUAUGAAACUAUGAACUGAACUGUUUUUGCCAACACAGAUGUACUUUUGCCAGUAGAAAGGGAAAACGUAUGUCUUUUUAGAUGCAACUUCAGAAGACAGGCGCUGGUGGUGUACUUGUACUAUGGCUUUUUACAUUGUUGUUAUCACCUGUGAUUUUCUGUUUUUAUAUUUAUUUCAUUUACAAGUUGUUGUAUAGUUAAGUGCGACUAGACUUCUAUGGGACGUAAAUUAUUGUUUUGUAUACAAAUCUGUACAAAGCGUGUAGAUGUAAACACUUGAUGAAACACAAAAUCAAGACGUGUUGUUAUGGAUGUACUUCAAUGUAUUUGUUACAAAAGGUAAUAAAAGCAAAGUAUUUUAA